AAUUAUGUUGACAGCAUAGAUCACGAAACAUGUCAAUCUGAAAAACUAAAUAACUUUGAAAUAAUAAAAUGGAAUUACAUCAAUUAAACGUAGCUUUAGGUGCCCUUCAAGUAUUACGAUCGAACGUAAGCCAAGUAUUCGAAUCUUUAGGUAAUGGAUUACGUUCUGAUCAUGGAGAAGACUUAAAAGAAAGUAAAUUUAUAAUCGAAUUACAAGAUUUAUUAUCGACAGUUAACGUAAACUUAAGAGAUGUCGAACAAGCUGUUUCAAAUUUACAAUCACCUCCAGGAGCGUUUAGUUUAGGCAACACAACAUACUUAAGUCAGGAGACAACACAAGAACGCCAAGCGUUAUACAGUCAACUAGUGAAUAGUUAUAAAUGGACUGAUAAAAUUCAUGAUUACAGUAACUUAGCUGUCUCAUUACUCAGUCAAAAUUCAUUAAAACGUUCCUACACAAGUUCUGGUAGUGCAAAACGACGUCGAACACAAACGAGUAGUCAUAAUGUUUUACCAGAGGCUGUUGAUAAUUUAAUCGUCAGUAUUGAUCGAUUGUAUAGUGAUAUGAGUAUCACUCCUUCAAGACCAUUUACAACAAAUGCAAUUUUACAGAUAACGUUAGGUCGUGUUUUGAAAGCAGUCAUUUCCCUAAAAGGUCUAAUGAUCGAAUGGGUAUUUGUAAAAGGAUUUAAUGAAAUAUUAGAUUUAUGGACAGAAUCCAGACAUCGAGUAUUUCGAAAAGUCACCGAAAAUGCACAUGCAGCAAUGUUACAUUUUUAUUCACCCACAUUACCUGAAUUAGCUGUUAAAUCAUUUAUGACUUGGUUACACAGCUAUAUAAAUUUAUUUAAUGAGCCAUGUAAACGUUGUGGAAGUCAUAUACAUGCAAAUUUACCACCAACAUGGCGUGAUUUUCGUACUUUAGAAGCAUUUCAUGAAGAAUGUAAACAUUAAUAAUAAACCCUUAUAAUUUUAA
Chrysoperla carnea is the source of this 975-nucleotide messenger RNA. It is a transcript of the gene MED27, whose product is annotated as mediator of RNA polymerase II transcription subunit 27. Gene Ontology annotation, molecular function: transcription coactivator activity. Gene Ontology annotation, biological process: regulation of transcription by RNA polymerase II. Gene Ontology annotation, cellular component: mediator complex. NCBI's taxonomy places the organism in Eukaryota, Metazoa, Arthropoda, Insecta, Neuroptera, Chrysopidae. The transcript is spliced from 5 exons. Bases 69 to 953 code for a protein of 294 amino acids. The record is from RefSeq and is a predicted model, not a curated record.